AUGAUUGCAGCAGAAUUGGAUCUGAACCUUGCUCUUGAUGCCAAAUUAUCUGAGAGUGCCAAAACAUCUCCAACUAAUGUUGUUCCCCCAACAAUACAUCAAUCUAAAGAGCAUUUCCUUAAUGUUUAUCGUAUGGCAAGAUCGAGUAUAGGAGGUCGUGAUCCACACCCCUACCAUUUCUUACAACCUAAAAAUAUUUACCGCAUUGAUAGACUAAGUCCAGGAGGUCCUGAUCCACAUCAUCAUCAUUUCUUACAAUCCAAAUAUACUUAUCGUAUUGCUAGACUAAGUCCAGGAGGUCCAGAUCCACAUCACCAUCACCCCUUACAACCUAAAAAUAUUUAUCAUACUGCUAGAUUGAGUCCAGGAGGUCCUGAUCCACACCACCAUCACUUCUUACAGCCCAAAAAUAUUUAUCGUAUUGCUAGAUUGAGUCCAUGA
Molecule: messenger RNA, 441 nt
Organism: Cicer arietinum (chickpea)
Lineage: Eukaryota; Viridiplantae; Streptophyta; Magnoliopsida; Fabales; Fabaceae
Source: RefSeq, a predicted model, not a curated record